This is a messenger RNA of Dama dama (fallow deer), 2370 nucleotides long. RefSeq names its product cilia and flagella associated protein 206 (gene CFAP206). Bases 283 to 2151 code for a protein of 622 amino acids. The transcript has 13 exons. The record is from RefSeq and is a predicted model, not a curated record. Gene Ontology annotation, biological process: regulation of cilium beat frequency; sperm axoneme assembly; regulation of flagellated sperm motility. Lineage: Eukaryota; Metazoa; Chordata; Mammalia; Artiodactyla; Cervidae. Gene Ontology annotation, cellular component: axoneme; ciliary basal body.
CGCCGAGAGUGCCGGGCUGCCGUGAAAGCCCCAGGGAAGAAUCGGGCAGGCCCGGCUCCAGCUCGUCACUACAGCCAAGGUCAGCGCAGCCCGGGCUCCGCGCCCUUGACCCCGGGGUGUACCUCGCGAGGAGGCGGGCAUGGGUCAGCGGACGGAGCCUGGGCCGCGGGAGCACGUCGUCUAACCUGGUUCAGGCGACGCUGACAGUAAGGACUCUUUCCAGGCCCCGCCGCUGAGCGUAAGGAGCGGUCGCUUCCGGUCGGAGGCUCACAGGUCCCCAGAAUGCUUCCCACUCAGGCUGAAAGUGUUAUAAAGAGUAUCAUUCGAGAAAUAGGACAAGAAUGUGCAGCCCAUGGAGAGAUUGUUCCUGAAACUCUAGUUGCUUUUAUGGUGAAAGCUGUUGUUCUGGACCCGAGUAAUGGCUUUAACACGGAUAGAACGCUCACAAAAAGUGAUGUGCAGAAACUGGUAAAGCUUUGUGUGAAUCGGCUAUUGGACAGCAAAAAUCCUUCCCUGGACACCAUUAAGAUGCAAGUCUACUUUGAUAUGAAUUAUACAAGUCGAGAGGAAUUUCUUGAAGAACAUCACCGGGUCAUCGAGUCUAGGUUAAGUUCUGUCAGCAGAGAGAUUACAGACAGUCGAGCGUGUGCCCGAGAGGAGCUGGAAAGCCUCUACCGCAAGAUCGUCAGCUACGUGUUACUGCGCUCUGGGCUGGGGUCCCCGACAGACAUCAAGAUUGUCAGAGAGGCAACAGCUGCCCUACAGAGUGUAUUUCCUCAAACUGAGCUUGGGACGUUUCUAACCCUUUCUAAGAAGGACAAAGAAUGCCAGCUGAAAGAACUCACCAUGAUUGUGACUGGAAUCCGUUUAUUUAACCGAGACUGUGGAAAGGGAGGAGAAGGCAUCGAUGACUUGCCAGCUAUUCUACAGGAAGCAAUCCCAGCCACCACGCAGCAUGUUGAUUCCCAGCUUGAGGCAGUUCAGGACCAGGCAUACCGCUACACAGCCAUUCUGGAGAAGGCAGCAAAGAGCCCCCUCGUGGGUCAAGAGCUUCAGCCCUACAUGCUAAGAGAAGCCCUAUAUAACGUGAGGCAAUGCGAGAUCUUCCUUCAGGUCAUUUUGUCAGAUAUAAUCACCUGUGCUCAAGAAGUGGAAAUGAUGAUAAAGCAGUUAGAAGCGCAGCUGGAACAAUUAAAACUGACUGUAAAGUCAAAGACGGCCGUCCCAACAUCACAAGUCUUUCCCGUCUUCAUUGCGCUUUCCAACCUGUGGACUAGUUUUCAGGAUGAAACUGUCUUGAUUAGCGUCCUCAGUAACUUAACUACUCAUCUUGAGCCGUUCCUGGGGGCUCAUGACCUGUUCUUUCCUGAGAAAGUGAUGCAGGCUCUUCUUGAUGGAGUGACUGUGAAAACUGACGUGUGUAGAAUGAAAGAGCACAUAGAAGAUAGAGUAAAUGUGGCAGAUUUCAAAAAACUGGAGUGGCUUUUCCCAGAAACAACAGCCAAUUUUGAUAAAUUAUUGAUUCAGUAUCGGGGAUUUUGUGCUUACACUUUUGCUACAACAGAUGGUCUUCUCCUUCCAGGAAAUCCAUCAAUUGGAAUUUUGAAAUAUAAAGAUAAGUAUUAUACUUUCAAUACCAGAGAUGCUGCGUAUUCAUUUGCAGAAAACCCUGAAAAUUACAUUGAUAUAAUUAGAGAAAAAGCCAAAAAAAAUGCAGAAUUGAUUCAGCUACUGGAACUUCAUCAACAGUUUGAAACCCUUAUUCAGUAUUCUCAGAUGAAAGAGGUUGACAGACGUUAUAUAAAACCAAUUACAAAAUGUGAAACUGGCACGCAGACAGAUACGCACUUGUUGCCACCAACAAUUGUGAGAUCAUAUGAGUGGAAUGAAUGGGAAUUAAGAAGAAAAGCUAUAAAAUUGGCCAAUUUGCGUCGGAAAGUCACGCACUCGGUGCAGACUGAUCACAGUCACAUGAGGAGAGAAAACUGUUCUCAGGUCUACCCUUGGAAGACCGUGGGCACACAGUCCCUGCGGGCCGGCAGCAGCCGCGUGCCCCGGCCCCAGGUCUACGUGGCUGGGCUCCGCGGGGGCCAGACCAAGGCCACCCAUGGAGUCAAGGUGAACCUAACUAGAGCGGUUGAUGAGACCUAGUUAGAGCCCGAGGUUUUGAUGUAGAUACCACUAACUUAUGAACAGUGGCAAAUAUUUUAGAGUACGUUUGCAUCUGUGAAAAUUCACUGAUUUUGGCGGGGGGCUGGUACAUUCAUUGGUGGUAUGAAUGUUUUUGGAUUCUCAUUAUAUGCACUGUCAAAACUCCUACAAAAAAGGGAACGUUGUUUUCUGUAAUACAUUUUUCAUUCUAUUAAAAUG